UCAAAUAUUUGAUCGCCAUUUGCUUUCGUUUGUGGUUAUAAGUUUGUGCACGAGUGUCGUUGGUUAUUAACUGUGUUUAAGUAAACAUUUAUAAAAGAAAUUUGGUAUGUCGAAGUGUUCCGUGCCAAAAUGUCACAACACAAAAAAGACUGAGGGAGUAGGAAUGCACGUCUUUCCGGCAAAAAAUGAUCAGAUGUUUGCUGUUUGGGUGCGAAGGACAAAUAAUCCGCAACUGGACGAUUUGACUCCUUUGCAUUGUAACACUUCCCGCUAUAUCUGUGACGCUCAUUUCACAGACAUUUGCAAAGUAAACCACCUUGCAAAAAAUGCAAGAACAAAUUUAAAAAUUCAUGCACUUCCGACCUUAAAUAUGCCAGGAUUCGUUGGGGACCCUUACCUGGAGGCAAACUGCCUCAUGGAUAAAAAAAGAUUUCAACUUGGUGUAUCAAUUCGAAAAAGUGAAGUUACAACAGGGGCAUACCGAUUGUUGGAGGAAGAUGAUCCUAUCUUAGUGAGAUCAUUGAGAUCUAUUUCAAGUAAAUGUACUAGCAUUUACAAAACACCGAGAAUAAGUUGUCAGAGAUUUGCAUCAGUUUAUGACAAUCCAAACAUCAUGAGUGAAAUUCCAAGUUUACAACAAGUCUUAAAAAAAUUGAAUGAUUUUGCACCUCUCACUUUGGCCGAAUCAUGGGAUAAUGUUGGAUUACUAAUAGAACCUGCUACUCCCAAACCGAUACAACGGAUACUUCUGACCAAUGAUCUUACAGAAGAGGUAGUACAAGAAGCUAUCGAAUUAGCUGCUAAUUUGAUAAUUACAUACCAUCCUUCAAUAUUUAGUCCAUUGAAAUCUGUCACAAUGAGAACUUGGAAAGAACGUAUAACAGCAAUUUGCUUAGAAAAUAGGAUAGCCGUGUUUUCCCCCCAUACAAGCUGGGAUUGUGUUCAAGGAGGUGUCAAUGAUUGGCUAGCAAAUGCAUUUGAAAUUGAAACAUCUAUGCCUAUAAUUAAAAAUAUUGACCCGUCAACUGGAGCUGGUAGAUUGUGUAAAUUAAAGAAUUCUAUAUCUGUACAAAAAGCAGUAGAUUUAGUCAAAGCUCAAAUAAAUAUACCCCAUGUACGAUUAGCUUUGGCUGCAGGCAAAACAAUGGAUUCCACUAUAUCUUCUGUAGCAGUUUGUGCUGGAUCUGGAACCUCAGUUUUUAAAAAUGUAACUGAAGCAGAUUUACUUCUAACCGGUGAAAUGCAACAUCAUGAUAUUCUAAAUGCAGCUCAGAAUGGACAGCAUGUAAUUCUUUGUAAUCAUAGUGAUUCAGAGCGAGGUUUUUUGAAGGAAUUCAAAUCUAUAUUAGAAAAGACGUUCAACGAAGAGAUAUCUGUAACAGUUUCGGCAACAGAUAGAGACCCUCUUAUAACUGUUUAA
Molecule: messenger RNA, 1420 nt
Organism: Ctenocephalides felis (cat flea)
Lineage: Eukaryota; Metazoa; Arthropoda; Insecta; Siphonaptera; Pulicidae
Product: NIF3-like protein 1
Exons: 10
Coding region: 107-1420 (437 amino acids)
Cellular component (GO): mitochondrion; cytoplasm
Source: RefSeq, a predicted model, not a curated record